Daldinia vernicosa is the source of this 1248-nucleotide messenger RNA. Its product is annotated as NAD(P)-binding protein. NCBI's taxonomy places the organism in Eukaryota, Fungi, Ascomycota, Sordariomycetes, Xylariales, Hypoxylaceae. Gene Ontology annotation, molecular function: oxidoreductase activity. The coding region runs from base 274 to 1134 and encodes 286 amino acids. The transcript has 4 exons. The record is from RefSeq and is a predicted model, not a curated record.
GGUAAGAGCAGUCUCAUCACGCAAGCAUGUACGUGUAGGUAAGCACCUGCAAGCCGGACGCUACUAGGUUCUAGGUUAAGUACCCCCUACCUUAGGUAACCUACAUACAUGAGGUAGUAAUGUCCUCAUCCUUUCAGCUCUUCCUCCGUCCAUUAUCUACCACCUAACCUACCAAGGGACCUACAAACAUCCCACGUUCAACAGAAUUACAAGAGCUACUUCAUAAUUAAUACUACCCCUUUCAAACCCGGGAAUUAGUCAUAUUAUCUAACAAUGGCCUCAACCUCAGUAGAACCCAAUGACCUUUUCGGAGUCAAAGGAUUAGUCGUUGUUGUAACGGGCGGGGGAAGUGGCAUUGGUCUCAUGAUGGUAAACGCCCUAGAGAGCAACGGUGCGAUUGUCUAUAUUAUCGGUCGUCGCAAGGAGACCCUAGAGAAAGCUGCUGCUACUGCUAAGCAUGGAAAUAUUCGCAUAAUCCAAGGCGAUGUUUGUAACAAGGCCGACCUUGAGCGGGCCGUCGCUGAGAUCAAGUCAGCAGUAGGAUAUGUCAAUGUUGUAGUCGCCAAUUCUGGUGUAGCUGGCCCUACUAUGGGCGCACUGUCUCAAAACCCCAGUCUCUCGGACUUCCGCAACGUCGUCUUCGGCUGGGAUACGGCCGAAUUCAAUAACACGUAUGCUGUAAACUCUACAGGCGUGUUUUUCACCGUCGCUGCAUUCUUAGAGCUUCUUGACGAAGGUAACAAGCGUGGAAAUCUGAAGCAGAAGAGUCAGGUCAUCGCCACGUCCAGCAUUGGAGCAUACAACAGAAUCCCUGCUGCUGGAUAUGCGUACGGAAGCUCCAAGGCCGGAGUGAUCCACAUGAUGAAGCAGUUGGCAACCGCUCUUGUGCCGUAUAGCAUUCGAUCCAAUGUCAUCGCCCCGGGAUUCUACCCUAGCGAAAUGACCGAGCCUCUGCUCAAAAACCGGCAAACUGAGGAGUGGCCCAAGAGCGUUGUUCCAGAACAGAGAAUUGGCGACCAGGAAGAUAUUGCCGGCGCGAUCCUUUUUCUUGUAAGUAAAGCUGGCGCCUACGUCAAUGGGAAUGUACUGGUGACGGAUGGAGGACGAUUGGGCGUUGUACCUUCUGCGUAUUGAAAUGGUUUAGAAUGACAUGGGGAUAUGGCAAUUACUAUAGCCUGAAAAGGGGCAUCUGCUAGAUCACUUGCAAUAUGAAGAUCUGAGCACAUUAAAUUUGGUAUGAUAUCUGAG